Saprolegnia parasitica CBS 223.65 is the source of this 1137-nucleotide messenger RNA. Its product is annotated as NAK protein kinase. The transcript has 11 exons. Lineage: Eukaryota; Oomycota; Saprolegniomycetes; Saprolegniales; Saprolegniaceae. Gene Ontology annotation, cellular component: cytoplasm. Gene Ontology annotation, molecular function: ATP binding; protein serine/threonine kinase activity. Gene Ontology annotation, biological process: protein phosphorylation. The coding region runs from base 23 to 958 and encodes 311 amino acids. The record is from RefSeq and is a predicted model, not a curated record.
AUAUUAUUUGACGAACACGAAGAUGGCAGACGCCGGCGGUCCCUACAUGGCCUUCCCCAUCGCGCCGCGCCAGAACGUCUGUGCGCUCGUGACGGCCGCGCCGCUCCAGGUGGCCUCGCGCCUCUUCGGCUGCUUCGGGCUCAAGCUGCCCGGCGCCGCCGAGGCCAUCGUCCUGCAGAGCGGUCGCUCCGUCGUGAUCGACCACGAGAUUGCCGAAGGCGGCUUCUCGUACGUCUACCAAGUCCAUGACACGGAGACGCUGGAGCGGCUCGCGAUGAAGAAGAUCAUGUGCCAGUCGACCGAGCAGCGCCAUGGCGUUGUGCACGAGAUGGGCGUCCACAAGAAGUGUCGCCACAAGCACUUGAUGCCGCUUGUGGACUACACGGUGACGCACUCGCCGCUGCCCGACCAAAGCACGUACUAUCUCCUCUUCCCGCUUGUCGAGAAUGGCUCGUUGCGGCAGUACAUCGACUCGUACCGCGCGCGGCAAGCCUACAUGCCCGAGCGGGCGCUCCUCGACAUCUUUACCAAGGUCGCCACUGCCGUCUUGUUUCUGCACAGCCAGGAGCCGGCGCUCGUCCAUCGCGACAUCAAGCCGGAAAACGUGCUUUUGAACCACGACCUGGAGCCGCUUUUGACCGACUUUGGCUCGAUUGUGGAAGGCGACAUCAAGAUCUCGACCCGCGGUGACGCGCUCAAAGCUCAAGAGACAGCGUCGAUCCACAGCUCCAUGGCCUAUCGCGCUCCAGAGCUCUACGAUGUGGCCACGGGUGCCGUCCUGACGAGCCGCACCGACGUCUGGGCCAUGGGCUGCUUGCUGUACGCCAUGGCGUUUGGCUACUCGCCGUUCGAGUGCUCGAUCUCGGACGCUGGCCAAAUCAAAGUCAUUGAAGUCACCUACCUUGGCGUGCUGGGGCGGUCAAGUUUCCGUCGCAGUCCAUCUACUCGCCGCUGGUGAUGGAGCUCAUCACGUGGAUGCUCACGAUCGAUCCGACGGAGCGGCCGAGCAUGCAAGACGUACUCGCACGGCUCGAGCGCGCGCCGUGAGCGCCACGUCCGCGCGACGCACAAGUCUGUAAUUGCUCGUUUUGAUCGCAUAUAUCAUUCUCCUCUUGAUACUGCAGUCGAUCUCUGCCA